UCCUUCCCCCGCCCUUUCUCUUCUCGGUUUCCCCGUCAGGCUGCGGGUUCAGUCUGGCGGCUGCUUCCGGUAGGAGCGAGGUGCAGGUCGAGUCGGUCUCAGUUCCUCGUCAUGUCCUACGGUCCCUUAGACAUGUAUCGGAACCCAGGGUCCUCUGGGCCCCAGCUCCGGGACUUCAACAGCAUCAUACAGACAUGCAGUGGCAACAUCCAGCGGAUCAGCCAAGCCACUGCUCAGAUAAAGAAUUUGAUGAGCCAACUAGGAACUAAGCAGGACUCAAGCAAGCUACAGGAAAAUCUGCAACAGUUACAGCACUCUACAAAUCAGCUUGCCAAGGAAACAAAUGAAUUACUGAAGGAAUUAGGGUCCUUGCCUCUUCCCUUAUCUGCUUCAGAACAGCGCCAGCAGAAACUUCAGAAAGAACGCCUCAUGAAUGACUUCUCUGCAGCCUUAAAUAAUUUCCAGGCUGUGCAGAGAAGGGUAUCUGAGAAGGAGAAGGAGAGCAUUGCUAGAGCAAGAGCUGGAUCUCGUCUCUCGGCGGAGGAGAGGCAAAGAGAGGAGCAGCUCGUCUCAUUUGAUGGCCAUGAGGAGUGGAACCAGAUGCAGAGCCAGGAGGAUGAGGUGGCCAUCACUGAACAGGAUCUGGAACUUAUUAAAGAGAGAGAAACAGCAAUUCGGCAGCUGGAGGCUGACAUUUUGGAUGUCAAUCAAAUAUUUAAAGAUUUGGCCAUGAUGAUCCAUGAUCAAGGUGAUCUAAUUGACAGCAUAGAAGCCAAUGUGGAAAGCUCAGAGGUACAUGUAGAGAGAGCCACUGAUCAGUUACAGCGAGCUGCUUACUAUCAGAAAAAAUCUCGCAAGAAGAUCUGUAUCCUGGUGCUUGUCCUGUCCGUGAUUAUUGUAAUCUUGGUAGUUAUUAUCUGGCAAAUUUAUAAAUGAAGUGAUUGCCUCAGAGCCGCCUUCUGCUGAGCUGUUUUCAAGGGCACCUGCUUACUGGAGUCUUGCCAGAACAAACUGAUCACAAGAAGAGAGCAUACACCAGAAUGUCCUGUAAUAAUUUAGUUAGAAAAUAACUACUAACUAGUCCUUUGGAAUUAGUGACCUAUGGAGACAGUAUUUAUCAAUUUAUGUAUACAUUUUAUUGAUUUCUCAAAUUAGGAAUUAAUUUAUGUGGACUUUGCUUUCUCUUGUAUUCUGAUUGCCCUUCAUCUCCAAGUAUUUACUGAAAAUUCCAUUCUAGAUAUUCUUGUUUUGACAGAUAACACUACAGUCUUGUAAUAUUGUCAUUUUAUGUGUAUACUAGAUUCACCUUUUUACUAGCAACUGAGAUAUAAUUACUUUCUGAUAGCCAGCACAUUGUCAGGAACUAUAUAAUAAGCUGGUACUUUUUUUAUUUAACAUUUUAAUUUGAAUUUCCAAGAAGCCUAUUCUCUAUCUGCUUUGAAAGAUUUUGCCGAUGUAUUUAACUGGAAAGUAAAAAAAUUGCACAGUUGAUCCAGAUUAAAAGUAUCUAUUCGAGCUGGCCAGUUGUCAAGGUACCUGUUAACGGGGUUUAAAGUUUACUUUAUUACCUGCUAGUGUCAUCCAUGGCAAUUCAUGUGCAAACACACUAAACCAUCUUGUUCACUUUUUUAAGAGGUUAAUUUAAUUAACAUUAUGCUCUCUGGGGUCCCUCUCCCCCUGUCUGUAUAGAAAGGGAAAAUUAGACAAAGCAUGCUUUUGGAAAGCAAAUAGGAAUUGUUUGGAAUGAUUUAAACUUUUUGUUGUUGUUCACUUGUGGUUCUGCAUUCCUGGUGAAUGAUGAAUAUUGCUGUCAAAAGGCUGCCCCUUCCCCAUAAGGGUUGCUGGGCAUUUGAUGGCAGGAAGAUUAAAAGCUAGACUGAAGUUGGUUUAAAAUUUAGUUCUGUGAACCUGGUGAUAAAGCAAAGAAAAGGUUCAUUUUUGUAAAUACUGCCAGUUUGGAAUAGUGAUGUUAGACUUAUCCUAAUUUAUGAAUAAGAGAUUAAUCUCCAUGCAUAGUUUUAGACAAAAAAAAAUGUUUCAAUAAAAGAUUGCUGUCUUGUAAUAGAAA
Ailuropoda melanoleuca (giant panda) is the source of this 2068-nucleotide messenger RNA. RefSeq names its product syntaxin 12 (gene STX12). The record is from RefSeq and is a predicted model, not a curated record. Gene Ontology annotation, molecular function: SNARE binding; SNAP receptor activity. Gene Ontology annotation, biological process: vesicle-mediated transport; vesicle fusion; autophagosome assembly. NCBI's taxonomy places the organism in Eukaryota, Metazoa, Chordata, Mammalia, Carnivora, Ursidae. The transcript has 9 exons. Gene Ontology annotation, cellular component: SNARE complex; postsynaptic recycling endosome; synaptic vesicle membrane. The coding region runs from base 112 to 936 and encodes 274 amino acids.